Molecule: messenger RNA, 946 nt
Organism: Melanotaenia boesemani (Boeseman's rainbowfish)
Lineage: Eukaryota; Metazoa; Chordata; Actinopteri; Atheriniformes; Melanotaeniidae
Gene: snrpb
Product: small nuclear ribonucleoprotein polypeptides B and B1
Exons: 7
Coding region: 141-863 (240 amino acids)
Biological process (GO): mRNA splicing, via spliceosome
Cellular component (GO): U2 snRNP; U2-type prespliceosome; cytoplasm
Molecular function (GO): RNA binding
Source: RefSeq, a predicted model, not a curated record
GAACAAUUCCGUUGUUGUACCGUCUGGGACGUCACUUCCUCUUCUGAGUGAUAAAGGAGGCCUGGCGGGAGCUCCGCGGGUCAAUAUUUUUGGUUUGUUCGGCUAAUCCGACGUGAAUCGGAGCCAUCAGAACCGCAGACAUGACGGUGGGCAAGAGCAGUAAGAUGCUACAGCAUAUCGACUUCAGGAUGAGGUGCAUCCUUCAGGACGGUCGAAUCUUCAUUGGAACCUUCAAGGCCUUCGACAAACACAUGAACCUGAUUCUGUGCGACUGUGAUGAGUUCCGCAAGAUCAAGCCCAAGAACUCAAAGCAGCCGGAGCGGGAGGAGAAGAGGGUUCUGGGUCUGGUUCUGCUGAGAGGCGAGAAUCUGGUCUCCAUGACGGUUGAGGGCCCACCCCCAAAAGAUACUGGGAUUGCCCGGGUUCCAUUGGCAGGUGUGGCUGGAGGUCCGGGUGUCGGUCGCGCCGCGGGUCGUGGUGUUCCUGCAGGAGCUCCAAUGCCUCAGGCCCCAGCUGGACUCGCUGGGCCUGUCAGAGGAGUGGGUGGUCCUUCACAGCAGGUGAUGACCCCACAAGGCAGGGGGACAGUAGCUGCAGCAGCAGCAGGAGCCAGCAUUGCAGGAGCCCCAACCCAGUAUCCACCUGGACGAGGAGCUCCGCCCCCAAUGGCCAGAGGAGCCCCGCCUCCAGGUAUGAUGGGCCCGCCUCCUGGCAUGAGGCCCCCGAUGGGCCCUCCGAUGGGGAUGCCACCAGGUCCGGGCAGAGGAGCUCCGAUGGGGAUGCCCCCUCCAGGCAUGAGACCACCCCCGCCUGGCUUGAGAGGUCCGCCCCCUCCCGGGAUGAGACCACCCCCUCGGCCCUGAAGAGGCUCCGCCCUGUCACUCAUAUGUUGUAUAGAGUUUCUUUUGUUUACCUUUGUGUUUUUUAAUAAAGUUGUCAGAUUUAA